Messenger RNA from Botrytis cinerea B05.10, 2589 nucleotides. RefSeq lists its product as hypothetical. The record is from RefSeq and is a predicted model, not a curated record. The transcript has 2 exons. NCBI's taxonomy places the organism in Eukaryota, Fungi, Ascomycota, Leotiomycetes, Helotiales, Sclerotiniaceae. The coding region runs from base 1630 to 2307 and encodes 225 amino acids.
ACACUUCACUCCUCAAAUCUGUUGUUCUGCUAAUCUACGAUAAUGAGUCUGGAACCUGAUCGCGAUGAUAUACCUCAAGAUAUUUGAUAAUCAAAGACCUCGAACGAGGCCAGUGGUGUAAAAUAACUACUUGCAUCGUCGCUCUUUCAAAGCACAAACGUCUUGAACAGCUCAGGUGCGAAUUUGAUCGAGGAUGAAACGACCCGUGGAUCACUGGUCACUUGGUCAUCAGCCUAUCAAAUUUCGUCGACGUCGACCUAUCCCGAGGACGGGGCACUGCGUUGUCAAACAAUUGCAAUGCUCGACACUGGGUCUGGAGGUCAAUCAGAACCACAGAUCUCUACAAACCCUUGAUUCCUAGUCACAUCCGUUUUCUACGAAUUGAUGGCAUAAUUCACAUAGACGAGCCGGAUCUUGGCUAUUCUGGCGAGGUCCUUGUUGGGGGACUUAGAAGUAUACAACACUUCAGUUAAAAGUAAUUAUGCAAGCAAAAACGACCGCACCAUGCACUAUACUACAUGCUCCUAUAAAUCCUCGGGCCACUACAUAUUUUUCAUAUUUCCAUUAAAGCAGGUUUAAAAAGAAAAGAUCCGACCUCAGCCAGCAAUCAAGUACCUAGAUUGUUUAAAGGAAUUCUCCAAAAGGAAACCCUUGGAACAAACAUCAUCUUCGCUGGCUAUCAAUAGAAGUCGAGUUUUUGGAUGAAAAAACAAGGGACGAAGAAGAAAGAAGAAGACUAAGGUUAAAUAUCUACCCACCACGAGAAAUAGAAAGCAAAGUAAAGUAAAACUACCAACGCUACGAGACCAUGUUCUGGCAUAUGCUGCUUGGAAAGCUGGGGAAACCACUAGAAGAUAAAACCUUAGUCUAUAUCGACCAUUACAGAUUGGAACAAUGAGGAAGAUGAAGUUUUCCUCCGCAGGUUUUGAGUUGAGAGUAAAUGUGGUAGAAGAGGGGGCAUGAAGUGGAGUCUCUCUCCUUCGCAAAGUCACGGAAAACAAGGUCGACGAUAGGAUUGAGAGUUGCCCAGACGGUACCCUUGUGUACCAGCAUCGGAAAGGCUUUCUUCUUCUCCUACUUUCCAUUACAUAGAUGAAGUCAGGAUGGACCACAACGCCGAAUACAAAGCAACUGCGUGAUAGUAUAACGGGUCAGUUGUUUUCUGGUUGGCUUGCAACUCAUCAGCCAAUAAAGGUCUCAUAUAUUUGGCCCAACCGACAGCAUAGCUAUCAACCAUUUAUGUUCUUCAGACCGAUUGAAUGGCAUCGAUAUGCACUGAUGAGAACUAGACUCCUGCGAAAGCUACGUAGGUAUUUAUUAAAAAGGAACCAUGGACCACUCACAAUAAAAUCAUGGACCAGGAGCUAAUCUCUUCCACGAUAAAUUCAUGUAUCUUUAUGAGUCGUGUUAACAAAUCGUUGUCAUUCACCAAAUCUCUUUCAAUAUUAUCGGUGAAUUGUCAACUCCAUUACUUGAGCACUUUCAGGUAUCUUCCUUCGGCAUCCCCAUCUCAACCAAACUUUCGUAUAAAACCCUCAAUCCAACCUUUUCACAUUCAUUACAGAAAGGUCAAAGUGGAUAAUCCCAAGAAGCGCAGAAAUCAAAACCGUCGAAGAGGACGAGAACGAAAUGGAACUCGACACAUCAGACGUUGGUUCUGAAGUACCAGACCUGGGAGAACUGGAAGAACUGUACGAAUCAGCAGAGCCUCCCCGCAAAAAGAACCGUGGUAUUGAUGAUAGCAUCAUUGAUGCGCAUAGUGAGCUCCUCAAUGCUUAUUUAAGCAUUCCCUCACGAAUUUCCAAGAGAAAUUCCGAAAUUCUUACUUGCAGAGGACUUCUUGAAGGAUAUAGAGCUGAGAGCAGAAUACGACAGAACGAAGCCAAUAUUGAAAAGCAAAUGCGACGUUUCGGAAACGAUGACGGGGAAUUCGUGGAAGGUUACAUUGAGCCUCUCAUAAAAGCACUCCGUGAACAACCGAUGAUCAAGUUUGUUCCCGAGAAUAAGGAAAUCAUGGAGUUGUAUGAGAGACGUCAUGAGCUACAGGAAAUGAUCGAGAGCUAUGAGGAAGAUCCUGAUCUCAUGGAGCAUGGACAGGCGUUUCAGAGAUAUUUCCAUGAGAAGGUAUGGCAAUCACACUGUGUUAGAGUCCAUGAGAAUAUUACUUGGUGUAUGGAGGAUAUCGAGGAGAGUGAGAGGCUGCGAGUGGAUUUGAGGAUUAUGUUGGUGAACUCGGGUAUCAUUUUGAGGCGGAGAGGUCUACCGAUGAGACGUAUAGAUGAUAGUGGACAUCCUCUUGAAGAUUAGCUAUAGUGUGGGUAUUAUUGCAUAUGGCUUUUUAUGUCUCAACUCUGAGAUACUUCUUUGAUAAUAUUGAUAUUUUGAAAUGGAUGCUGAUACUUGCUAUUCUUCAGCAAUCUUUACAGCCAUCAGCAUGUGAGGAAAUUUAGGAAACACAUCCCGUGAGUUAUUUGCUCGCUGAUGUUGAUAUCCCUCCAGAUUUCACCGCCUACAUGACCAAAACAAGUAGUAUCAAUAUUAAUGAUCCUCUAGAUUUAGACUACAAUAUCAAUACAUUCUAACGCACAG